Colletotrichum acutatum is the source of this 1465-nucleotide messenger RNA. RefSeq names its product short-chain dehydrogenase/reductase. The record is from RefSeq and is a predicted model, not a curated record. NCBI's taxonomy places the organism in Eukaryota, Fungi, Ascomycota, Sordariomycetes, Glomerellales, Glomerellaceae. Bases 250 to 1104 code for a protein of 284 amino acids. Gene Ontology annotation, molecular function: oxidoreductase activity. The transcript is spliced from 5 exons.
CCGAACAUCGGGGAUCAGACUGCAUGCAGUCAGCAGCCACUCGCAACUGAUCUUUAUGAAGGAUAACGGACUUGAUGCAGUAUGUCGCCAUAGGUCGUGCGGGUCAUUCCACCGAACCCCGCCGGACAUUACUUAAACCACCGGGAUACACUAUUCAGAUCUUCAUGGUCUUCAACCACACAACUCCAUGCCUAGUCGCUAACUCACAUCAAUUCAACGGGAAACGUCUGCCUAUCUUUGUUUCUCAAGAUGGCUUCUCCAAACCUCAACGCUGCCGACCUUUUCGGUGUCAAGGGCCUCAUCGUCGUAGUCACGGGUGGGGGAACUGGCAUCGGCCUCAUGAUUUCACAGGGCCUCGAGGCGAAUGGGGCUAUCGUGUACAUCAUCGGUCGACGGAAAGAGGCCUUGGACCAGGCGGCAAAGACAGCUAAAAACGGCAACAUUCGCACCAUCCAAGGUGACAUCACUUCAAAGAGCGACCUUGAGCGAGCGGUCGCAGAGAUCAAAGAGGCCCACGGGUACGUCAACGUCGUCAUCGCCAAUUCAGGAAUCGGCGGACCAGCUCUCAAAGGCUUGCCUCCCAACCCGACGAUUGCUCAGUAUCGCGACUUCGUCUUCGGCUGGGAACAGAAGGACUUCACGGAGACCUUUGCUGUGAAUGCCACCGGCGUGUUCUUCACGGUCGCAGCAUUCCUGGAACUUCUCGACGAGGGUAACAAGCGCAACAACUUCAAGCAAAGGAGCCAAGUCAUUGCGACUAGUAGCAUUGGCGCGUACAACCGUAACCCGAUGGGCUUCGCCUACGGAGCCUCGAAGGCAGCUGUGGUCCAUAUGUUCAAGCAACUGAGCACCACACUGGUUCCAUUCAACAUCCGUGCCAACGUCAUUGCGCCUGGAUUCUACCCGAGUGAGAUGACAACAGCAACAGUCGAGGCGCACAAGGAGGGUUGGCCCAAGACUACCAUUCCGGAAGAGAGGGCGGGAGAUGUAGAAGAUAUGGCGGGCGCAGUAUUGUUCUUGGUCAGCAGGGCAGGCGCAUACACAAACGGCAAUGUGCUCGUCACAGAUGGUGGAAGGCUUGGAAUCGUGCCGUCUAGCUACUGAGCAACUUCAAGUCAUAGGUAUGAAUAAUCGAGAGAUGGUAAUCAAGAGUUAUAACCUGACCUCGACUCUUCAUCAUUUCGGCGAGACACCUGAGGUCGAAACUUGUAUUGUAUAAACCAGAUUGAAGCUUGUUGACGAUUAAGUUGUGGUACUAUUGCCUCGGCAGUGGAUAAGCGGUAGCAGAGCUUUAGGAAAACUUCAAAAACACAUAUACUUCGAGCUCAGGGAUGCGGGAAAGUUUAUUCUAUCGUCCGUGAGACAGGUCUACGCUAUGAAGGGACACUCAUCACUCUAUCUUCUCUGCUCUUCAAGAUACCAUGGACGACAGGGAUCGUGAAUCAUUGAAAAAGAAGUCUUGGAU